AUGACGCUGAUCCAGUGGCCUGGGCUGGCAGUCUCGCAGGACGACCUCAUUGACCCGAUUCUGCAGGAGCGCCCCGCCGGGGAGGCACCGCGAAAUCCCUCUGGGCGCAGGGCGCGGCCCCGGAGUGCUGAUGGCCGCCAGUCAUCCCCAGCAGCCGCACCAGUGGCCCUCAAAACCUCGGCAUCUGCCGCAGGGCUCUCGAUCGCCUACGGCAGCGCCGAUGCGGUGCCCUGGACGGCCCCGGACCGCAGAGGACGCCUGGAGCCCGUCCCGGAGGCGGAUGCCGACAGCCCGCGCCGAGCAGAGGGGCGGCGAACGCCACUUCCUCUGGUCAUGCUGCCAUUGCCAGGGGAGAAGGUGCCCCCCGAGAUGCUGGUGGAGACGGUUCGCUCUUCCGCUUCCUCGCAGGCGCUCAGCGGCGCCAGCGGAGGAGGUGGCAUCGCAGCUCCUGUGCGCAGUGCGAAGCUGCCGCCAGAGCUGUUUGUUUCUCGGCCCGCCGGGUCUGCAGCCAAAGAUGCCGCGCCGGCGCAGGAGACGUCGACCCCAACACCGCGUAGCCGCUGCCGGGAGCUAGAGGAGGAGCUGGAAAGGCUCCGGGCAUCGCACCAGGAGGAGCUCGAGCGCGAGCGCCAACAUUGGCAGAAUCGACUCCGAGAAACGGAGGAGGCGGCGCAAACUCGGCUGAAGGAUCUGGAGACCGAGCGCAACCAGACACUCGCAGAGGCUGCGACCAAGCUGCAGGAUGCGCAGCAAGCGCUCAAGGCUGAGGAACUCCGGGCAACCACGGCCGAGACCCGCCUGCGUGAGGUGCGUUUGGAGAUCUCCGAGCAGUCAGAGGCUGUUCAGCGUGCAGGCACCUGGAAGUUGGAGGCACAGUCCCAUGCCGCCUCGCUGUCAGCAGCCGAAAGGCGCUGCGAGGGGCAUGCCGAGCACGUGGCACGAGUGAGACGGCACGCUGCUGAGGUGGAGAGGCAGCGGAAGGAGCUGGUUCGGAACAGCGGCGUGAAGGCCAGCCAGAUGCUCCGCGAGGAGCUGGAGCGCACACAGGCAGAGCGCCUGGAGUUGGAGAAGCGCUUGAAAAAGGCGCUCCCCCGCAUCGAGCGCCUCACUGCGGAAGACCAUCGGCUUCGCGCAAAGCUAACGCAGGAGUCCGAGGUGGCAGCGGCACAGAUCGCGUGGUAUCAAAUCGGUACUAACAUCGAGCAUCUUUUCUACGCCCUCGAGCUCACGGUGACGAGUGUCCUUGUCACCAACAUCUUCCAGUUCGGCUGGUGGAGGUGCAAGCAGCGGGGAGGCGAGCUGACCCACUGGCAAAGGUGGGAUGCAGCCUACUACCUCGCAGCCGCGAUCCCGAUGAACUUGGGGAUGCCAUUAGCAGUGGUCCUGAUCUACAUCGGUCAGUGGGGCUACCCAGACUCCAAGAUGUGGCACUCCAGCAGCUGGAUGCCCAACACACCCCACGGCAUCACGCUCUACGUCUUCAAGUGGCUGGGCGUGAUCUUCCUGACCAUCGGCGUCUUGAAGGCCACGCAGCUCCACACCAAGAUCAUGAAGAAGUGGAGAAACCUCCGAGGACAAAAUAGGGCCGCUCCGGUCACCGAGACGGCCUAA
Molecule: messenger RNA, 1611 nt
Organism: Symbiodinium sp. CCMP2592
Lineage: Eukaryota; Dinophyceae; Suessiales; Symbiodiniaceae
Source: the annotation of a GenBank genome assembly